This is a messenger RNA of Salvelinus sp. IW2-2015, 2043 nucleotides long. It is a transcript of the gene fbxw12, whose product is annotated as F-box and WD repeat domain containing 12. The record is from RefSeq and is a predicted model, not a curated record. Gene Ontology annotation, molecular function: protein binding. Lineage: Eukaryota; Metazoa; Chordata; Actinopteri; Salmoniformes; Salmonidae. Gene Ontology annotation, cellular component: cytoplasm.
UCAGCCUCCCCGUAGCCUAUGUAGAAAUUGCGGACAAAAUAUUGAUAUUUCGCUGAUAGUCUUACUUCACAGCCAGCAAUACAGCAUAGCUGUAAAACGUCGAAAUGGAUUAUCAUCCUUACCUAACUAAUGAUUGCCUAAUUCACAUUUUCUCUUUUUUUCAAGAAGAUGAUUUAAUUCGAGCAUCAAGUGUCUGUAAGGAAUGGCAAGAAGCAGCAGAAACACCUUGGUUGUGGCGAGAAAUGUGUCUGCAGCGUUGGGGUUUCUGUAACAUUGCGGUGCUGGGCUCUGAACAUGGGAAGCAGGCUUGGAAGAGCUACUUCCUGCGUCGCUCUCACCUGGAGCUGAAGAUGACCAAGGGCAGAUCCGGUGGGGACUACACCUGUAAYAGCUUGAGGGGACACACAGGCAGGGUGGUUGGGUGUGUGUACCUGUCAGGGAACUCUCCCCAGCUCCCUGACUUCUGGAGCUCCACCCCUACUAUCUGCAGUUCAUCCUCAGAUGGUACAGUCCGUGCCUGGGAUGUCCAGCAGGGGGUACAGCUGUGGUGCAGCCCUGUUCAGAGUCCUCUAACUGGGAUGGUAGCUGACGGUGGGCAUGGUGGGGUCAUCACGUCAGAUUCCACAGGGCUGCUCAAAGCCUGGGAUGGUCAGAGUGGACAGGAGAUGUCCUUCUACUCCUCAGCAUCCCCACAGUGCACCUUACUGCCCUACAGUGUAGAAGACAGCUCUUUUCUCUCAGUGGGGACCAGUCAAGGCUCUGUCCAUACUCUGACUAGCCCCUCACUGUCAAAGCUGUCCACUCUGGUGGUGUGUGACACAUUCAAAGUAAACCUACUCCUGGCAUCGCCAGACAAGAAAUGGAUCCUAGCUGGAACUACAGAGAAUAUGGAUAUGAGUCCAAAGGUGUUGUCCAGUCAGAGUGUGACGUGUCCCUCUGAGGAGGAGGAUCCUCUGUGCCAGUGUCUGCCUGUCUCAGGCUGCAGUGCUGCUGCCUUCCUGCCCUCCCAGCCGGCCAGACUGGCCACGGUCCACUGCAAGGACAACUCACACUCAAACAUGCAUCACAACAAGGUCCUCUCUGUGUUCGACAUCAUCAUAAAAAAGACCCGAUUCAAGACAGAGAUCCAGGUUGAGCAGGUGGAGAAAUUCGAGUUGGUAUUUGAGGGCAGGACUUCGGACAUCCUUCUGGAGGGCAAGGGAAGCAGCACUCUGGUUGUAGCUGCUCACAGAGAGCUGAAGGUCUACACUGUGAAAGGAGAACUCAUCUGUAGCUUCAAGGACCAUACUGAACCUAUCUGCUCUAUUUGUGUGGAUAGUUUCCGUGUAGUCACUGCUUCUCGGGACCUGUCCUUAAGAGUUCUGACGUGGAAAACUGACAGAGACAAAGGGCUCACACUGGAAAGUCGAUACCACUUACUGGGAGGCUCUCACUCCAUGUCCAGAGGGUUCAGUUAUGUGGCUUGUGACUACUCAACCAUUGUGGCUUCAGUGGAAGCAGUGGAUGGGAAGGAUGUCCUGAAGGCCUACUCUUUCAACUCCUGAGCAACACUGUCCUCUAGGAGGACUUCGCAGGUACUACAGUCGUUAGCAUCAGUCACUAACAAUUAAUUGUGCACGUUUCUGAGUAGUUUAAUCACUGAUGUUGUGCCUUGCCUUUACAAUCCCCUCUGUUUAUGGGAUAUACAUUGUAAUCAAGAGUUUAUGGGAUAUACAUUGUAAUCAAGAUUUAUCGCAGAUGUGUUUAUGUUAUGCAAAGCAUGCACAUACAAGUAUGAAGGGGAAAAACAUUGCAGUUUGCUGUGCCAUGAUACUUUAUUUUUUGUGUAAUAACACAUUUCUGUAAAGGAAUGAAUGGUUAUAAUCACUUAGCUGGCUUUAUGUGGAGCUUAGGUAUUUAAAUCCCUGUGUUGGAUGUUYCAUGUUCAAUAUAACCUAAAUCUUUAGGGCACAUACUGUAACAAAUACUGCRCCUUGAUCUUCUUAACGAAACCAAACUGACAAUUUAUUUUUAACUCUCAAAUAAACUGCAUUUUCUUGGGUC